This is a messenger RNA of Nicrophorus vespilloides, 974 nucleotides long. RefSeq lists its product as uncharacterized. The record is from RefSeq and is a predicted model, not a curated record. The transcript is spliced from 4 exons. Lineage: Eukaryota; Metazoa; Arthropoda; Insecta; Coleoptera; Silphidae. Gene Ontology annotation, molecular function: N-acetyltransferase activity. The coding region runs from base 154 to 873 and encodes 239 amino acids.
GUAGAUAAAAGUAAAUAAAUAAAUAAAUAACAGUAUAAAUGAAUCUGUUAGUAUUAAUAGAUUGCACGUUAUAAUUUUCCCAAAUCUUAGAUUUAGAUAGCGGAAUGUUCAAAUUAGUCACGCAAGGUUCUAUUAUUCAGUACCGAAGCUAUAAUGACUACGGACAGGCCAUGCGGAGGGAAAUACCCAAAUAUCUGGAGGGAAUUCGAAGGACGUGAACGUGAUGGCUUCAAACGCAAGUAUUGGGUGCAGGAUUUAACGGAAGAGCAUUUCGAUGCCGUUAUUAAAGUCCUCUUCGAAGGAUUCGUGUCAGACGAGCCGCUGUGUAAAUUCUUGAAAAUAACCGAAGAUGAAGAGGCCUUGGCUGAAAUGAAGGAGCUGUAUUUGGAUACAUUACGUCAAAAGUACGGUUUAAUAUGCUUUACCAAAGAUAACGAUGGGACUCAAAAACUGGUUGGAUUCAACUGCACCAGUCGCCGGAUGCCUAACGAUCGUAAUUUCGAAUGCAGCAACGAGAAGGUGAAGUUGUUUUUAGAAUACGAAGAUAAAUAUAUUCCGGGUUAUAAGCAGCAGAUGGAAAAAUUGAACAUCAAAGAUUAUUUGUCUGCUGUUGGGCUUUUUGUAUUACCAGAGUACAGAGGCGAGAGCAUUGGUUUGCAGAUACUCAAGGCCAGGGAACCACUUUGCAAAGCGCGUGGCAUCAAUAUAAGCGUCACUUUAUUCACAUCAAUUGCAUCUCAGAAAUUGGCUGUUAAAGCUGGUUACAUCGAUUUAAUGCCGGAAGAUGCGCCGUCCUAUACUCCAGCUAACAAAGACGAAGAAUACUUGACCGAACUUGCCAAAGGAUGCAGAUUUAUGUAUAUAUUUUAUUGAGUUUAGAACAAUUUAGACUAAUCUUCUUAUUGUGAAUUAUAUAAAUAGUUAAAACAAUUCAAGUGGAAUUUAACAAUAUGAUAUCAACUUCACAUUGGGAA